GAUGCUCCAAGUCCCUUGUAGCUCUCUUCGGAAGAAAAUCAGGAGAGUUCUCUUCUCUUGCCAUAAGAACAGCCCUGUUUGACUGGCACGUUGGUUCUGGGCCGCUGGAAGAAUUGCAAGCAGGCUCCAGGAGUUUCUUGCUUUCACUUGAGUGGUUAGUUCUCUGUAGAUGGAGAACGAUUUCAGUCUUAACUGCCCUGUUUUCAAGGUGUUCUCUAUAGUCUGAGCUGCUUUAUAAACUGGGCCACUUCCCAAUGAGCUACCCAGCCAGUCCUUGCCAGGAGCUGGCCGAGAACUGUGCAGUGCGUGCAGCAGGAAUGGCACAGGAAGACAGCCGUCGCGGUCAGGCACCACCCGCCUUCUACCAUGGUGCCAGCCAGGAGCUCGACCUGUCCACCAAAGUGUACAAAAGGGAAUCUGGAAGCCCUUACUCUGUGCUAGUGGACACCAAGAUGAGCAAACCACAUCUCCACGAGACCGAGGAGCAGCCAUAUUUCAGGGAGGCAAGGGCAGUGUCUGAUGUGCACACUGUCAAGGAAGACCGGGAGAAUUCUGAUGACACGGAAGAGGAGGAAGAAGUCUCUUACAAAAGGGAGCAGAUCAUAGUGGAGGUAAACCUUAAUAAUCAAACAUUAAAUGUAUCUAAAGGGGAAAAGGGUGUCUCUUCUCAGUCCAAAGAGACUCCUGUUCUUAAGACAAGCAGCGAGGAAGGAGAGGAGGAGAGUGAGGAGGCCACAGAUGACAGCAAUGAUUACGGAGAGAACGAGCGGCAGAAGAAAAAGGAGAAGCGAGUGGAGAAAGUCAGGGUUACACAAAGGCGAACCCGAAGAGCUGCCUCUGUUGCUGCAGCUGCCACUUCCCCUGCACCUCGCACAACUCGAGGCCGUAGGAAGAGUGCAGAGCUACCCAAGCGGAAGAAGCGGGCUGCCAAGGAGCCCAAAGCUCCUGUCCAGAAAGCUAAGUGUGAAGAGAGAGAGACUCUGACCUGUGAGAAGUGCCCCAGGGUCUUUAAUACUCGCUGGUACCUGGAGAAGCACAUGAACGUUACUCACAGGCGCAUGCAGAUCUGUGAUAAGUGUGGCAAGAAGUUUGUCCUGGAAAGUGAGCUGUCCCUUCACCAGCAAACAGACUGUGAAAAAAACAUUCAGUGUGUUUCCUGUAACAAGUCCUUCAAGAAACUCUGGUCCCUUCAUGAACAUAUCAAGAUUGUCCAUGGAUAUGCAGAAAAAAAAUUUGCCUGUGAGAUUUGUGAGAAGAAGUUCUAUACCAUGGCUCAUGUGCGGAAACACAUGGUCGCACACACAAAAGACAUGCCAUUUACAUGUGAAACCUGUGGAAAGUCUUUCAAGCGCAGCAUGUCACUCAAGGUGCACUCCUUGCAGCAUUCUGGAGAGAAGCCCUUCCGAUGUGAGAACUGCGACGAGAGGUUCCAGUAUAAGUACCAGCUCCGCUCGCACAUGAGCAUCCACAUUGGGCACAAACAGUUCAUGUGCCAGUGGUGCGGCAAGGACUUCAACAUGAAGCAGUACUUUGACGAACACAUGAAGACACACACUGGAGAGAAACCUUUUAUCUGUGAAAUCUGUGGCAAAAGCUUCACCAGUCGCCCCAACAUGAAGAGGCACCGCAGAACUCACACAGGCGAGAAGCCUUACCCCUGUGACGUGUGUGGCCAGCGGUUCCGUUUCUCCAAUAUGCUGAAGGCCCACAAGGAGAAGUGCUUCCGAGUGACCAGCCCAGUGAACGUACCGCCAGCUGUCCAGAUCCCUCUGUCCACGGCGCCAGCUGCUCCCGCUCCAGCUGUGGCCAACACUCCUACGAGCCCAGCCCCUGCAGUCAGUAUGAACCCCGUGGGUGGCGCGCUUCCCUCAAGGCCGGUCCCGCAUCCUUUCUCGCACCUGCACAUCCACACACAUCCACACCACGCACAUCACCUCCCCAUCCCACCUGUGCCUCACCUGCCCCCACCUCCGGCCCUCUUCAAGAGUGAGCCUCUAAACCACAGAGGCCAGAGUGAGGACACCUUCCUGAGGCAUCUGACAGAGAAGAACAGCGCGCCCCAGGCCCAGCAUCAUUAGCGCCAGCCGGAGUGCCAUCCCCAUGGUGAGUUGGCAGAAGGGGUGCAGCUAUGCCUCUCUGGGGUCUCCCUGUCUCCAUGGCCUCCUACAGGACUUUGACCAUUGUCCUGGUGAGCGAUCAGACUGACCCAAAGGAGUGAACAAGAAGACUGCCCUCACAACCAGGGGAACCACUGAACUAAAGCCCAAUUUGCUUGCAUUUUCUGAUGACUUUUAUAAAUUUCAGAUACUCAGACUGUGGGAUUUUAUAAUUUCAUAUCAGCGGAUGAGGUAUGCUUGCUUUUAUAUCCUGGUCUUCUCCUCAAAGAGGGGACAGGCCUGGUUUCCUUUAUACUAAUCGGGAAGGCUGUGAGAUUAAUCCAGAGCAUUAACUGUAUCACUGUGUAUUGUAAUGAGUUCUUUUCAGCUUUUGGUGCUGACUGCAGUCGAGCUGGCCACAAUUCACACAAUAUCAAGCAUUAUAGAGAAGACGGGAGUUUUCUUCUUUGUGUAGCUCUUUUAACACACUCUUUAUUUUACUACAGAAAUUAUUUUAGAGUUUUUGUAUAGACUUUAGUAGUCUGUUUCUAAAAUGAAAUGUAUUUCAAUAAGCUGUGUAAUUUUUUCAGUGUAGCUAAACCCAUGUUGUAAAAUAGAUAAAUUUUUAUAAUCAUCAAAAUGUGAUUCUUAAAGAUGCAUAUAAUAACUUCUAUUUCAAAUUUAUUCUAACAUCCAUACAACACAAAGGUGCUUCUGGGACUGGGUGAGGGUCACCAGACCAGGUUACUGCAAGAGCAAGGUUCAUAAGUACUCAGGAACUUGACCAUCUUUGCUGGGCACUCCGUCCAUCAGCUCACUGACACGCUCCAUCCCUGGUGUCCCUUUGAGCCCCUCUGUGGAUUCAGUGGGGUGGUGCAUUGGAAUAGGGUCACCAAAAGCUUGUCUGAUUUGAAAAUCUGAGUAACAUUGUGAAUACCUUCAGAAGGAAGUGGCAGAGGUUUCCUUUCGGUCACGUCUGUUUCUCACUUCUCUUAGGAACUUUGUCACACUCAGCUGUUAGGGGAAGAUAAAUUGGAAUCUCUAAUUUUGAGGUUGCUGUGUUUCCCAGAACCAUUAGGAGAAGCUGAAUGGUGAACUGAAAUCAUAAGUGUAAUUGCUGAUAGAGGCUGAGAAAUGCGAAUGAGAAGACAAAUUGGCUUCUAAGUUUUAAAAUGUUUGCAGUGUCUAAAAUGUGGGUGUCACUCUGAUUGCAUCUGCCAUUUAAAUUGUAGUGAGAGGAAACCCCAGGUACUGCUGCCUCGUCCUCCGCAGUUAGGCGAGGAAGGAGCAACAAAACACCCUGCCUCUGGGCAACUUCCACAGGGCAUGGUCACCCUGGAGCGGAUUAUAUAGGAAGCUGAAGAGAAGGACCGACAUAGUGGUUCAGUCAGCUGGCAAAUGUGGACCACGAAGCUACACGUUUUCUACUUCUUCACCUUAGAGACUGAGUUCCAAGAGUGGCCACUUCCACUUCUCUUCCUCAUUUCUCUUUCCUCAGGCUCGUAAAUCAGAACUUUAGCUGUUAUUUAUUUAUCUUUGAUAUGAAAUGUGCAGAUAUGCGUCACGCACUUUUUUUUCUGGCCACUUAACUCUGGAUGGGGACAAUGGACUCUGGAUUGAAGUUAGGUUCCUGCUUCUACGUAUCAUACUCUACAUUUGCUUUUUGGUUUAAUAUUUCUAGAUUUACUAGUUUUACCUUCAUCUUCUGUAAUGCAUGGGAAAAAAUGUGUGCCGAGUCAGGAAAGUAUCUCAGGACACACUUUUCCUCCAGUUCUAGGCAUAAAUUUUAACAAAUGGUAGUUUUAAUAUCUGCGUACAUUCUUGGAGCCCCCAUAUACCCAAGCCAAAUAGGAAGCCAGUUCCUUCUCCGCUUACUUCCACACUCUCCUUUGCAUCCCAUGGAAAGUCUGCAGAUCUACACUUUCAUGUAGACAUCAAUAUUUCAUGGUCAACCUAUAAUAUUAAAAUAUUUUUAUCAAAAAAGUA
Arvicola amphibius (Eurasian water vole) is the source of this 4082-nucleotide messenger RNA. It is a transcript of the gene Znf652, whose product is annotated as zinc finger protein 652. The record is from RefSeq and is a predicted model, not a curated record. The transcript is spliced from 5 exons. Gene Ontology annotation, molecular function: RNA polymerase II cis-regulatory region sequence-specific DNA binding; DNA-binding transcription activator activity, RNA polymerase II-specific. Lineage: Eukaryota; Metazoa; Chordata; Mammalia; Rodentia; Cricetidae. Gene Ontology annotation, cellular component: nucleus. Bases 255 to 2078 code for a protein of 607 amino acids. Gene Ontology annotation, biological process: regulation of transcription by RNA polymerase II.